GCAUACCAAUAAAUAUCAAGUGUAGUAAAAAAGGAACUAGUUAAUUUUUGCUUUUUGAAAACGAAUUCCGAGCGGACAAUGAGUUUUGCUCUAAAAUUGGGUUCUUCAAUCGGAUAUUUUCACCGUACGAUAUUAGCUCGUAACAUAAUUCAAAGGAAAAGUCAUGUUGUAUCUUACCGUAAUGGCCCCCCUCCCCAUUCAAAGGCAACUAAAAUUGGUGCUGUAACUGUUGGUGGAGCUAUGUGGUGGUGGGUAAUCUGGCACUUAUGGCAUGAACCUGACCACAUAACGGGGGAAUUCGAUUAUCCCAACUCAAAGAAAUGGAGCAACACAGAGUUGGGUAUUCCAAAGGAUGACCUUUAAACCUUUUAUGUUCAAGCUUACUCCAUAAAUAUUGAUUAAAAUGCGAUAUUUAGCCAUGUA
Drosophila teissieri is the source of this 423-nucleotide messenger RNA. Its product is annotated as NADH dehydrogenase [ubiquinone] 1 beta subcomplex subunit 2, mitochondrial-like. The coding region runs from base 79 to 363 and encodes 94 amino acids. The record is from RefSeq and is a predicted model, not a curated record. Gene Ontology annotation, cellular component: mitochondrial inner membrane. NCBI's taxonomy places the organism in Eukaryota, Metazoa, Arthropoda, Insecta, Diptera, Drosophilidae. The transcript has 3 exons.